Molecule: messenger RNA, 853 nt
Organism: Cyprinodon variegatus (sheepshead minnow)
Lineage: Eukaryota; Metazoa; Chordata; Actinopteri; Cyprinodontiformes; Cyprinodontidae
Product: leukocyte surface antigen CD53-like
Exons: 8
Coding region: 116-853 (245 amino acids)
Cellular component (GO): membrane
Source: RefSeq, a predicted model, not a curated record
CUCUGCCAUUCCUGCCUGCUCUCAGUCUCUGAGGAAUGCUGCAGACUGGAGCCACUUGGACGCCGGCGGAUCAUUCCCUGUAGUUAAGAUCUCCCAGAGCAGCAGAUCAGGAAGGAUGAACAGCUCCUGUGUCGGCUGCCUGAAGAGCCUGGUGGUGUCUCUGCACUUCCUGUGCUGGUUGUGUGGAGCCUUCGUGGUGGCCUUCGGGGAGUUCCAGAUGAUGCACUCCAGGUUCGCCUCCCUCAUCACCACCUUCUGGCCGAUCUACGCCUCCAACACGCUGGUCGUGACCGGCACCAUCGUCACCUGUGUGUGCUACCUGGGAGUUCUGGGGGGCAUGAGGGAGAACCGCUGCAUGCUGAUCACGUUCUACGUUCUGCUCUUCCUCCUCAUGCUGGUGGAGCUGGCCAUGGCCUGCGUCUUCUUCGUCUACGGCAGGGAGAUCGACACGUACUUUGAGAAGGACCUGAGCCGCAGCCUGGAGGUCUACAUGCAGUCCACCUCAGGGGGGAACCAGACCAUUAAAGACGACUUUGAUGCCGUCCAGUACCUGUUUCAGUGCUGUGGAGUUCAUGGUCCAGCGGACUGGAAGGGAAACGCUCCGCGCUCCUGCUGCAGAAAGGAUCCCUGCAACAUCGCUGACCAGCCCAACUGGGAGGAGGGCUGCCUGCUGAAGCUGAGGAACUGGUUCGCCUCCAACUACCUGAGCACUGCGUCCGGAGUGGUCACCAUGUUCAUGAUUCAGAUGGCGCUCUAUGGUCUACAUCAUGUGCUGCUCCCUCAGGGAGCGGGCAUGUUGGUAGUACAGGGUGGAGUGAAGCCACCGGCCGCCAUAUUGGUACUCCCUAGUUAG